AAAGUGUGAGUAGUAAAGCUCAAAGCUCGUGGUGGAUUUGGUGUGUAUGAUAUGUCAUCGUCUGACAUCGAUAUUUUAAAGAAGUAGAAAAAGUUUUGUUUUGGGUCGCUAGUUUUUCUACAAUUUAAGCGUAAAAUGCUUCGAAAAAUGGGGAUGACAGCAGCUCCAAUAUUCGCUGCCGCGGCUGUGAAAGUAGACGAAUCUAAAGAAACUGAGAAGGUCGUGGUGAAACAUCGACCGAAAGAUUUACCCAUUUACACACCACUCUAUCCGGAAGAGAAGAGUUGCCAUCCAGGCGUAAAUGCUAAGAAGAAUGUACUAGAGGAAGGUAUCAGUGCAGUGAGAGUGGCUACACAGGACGCGUAUGAUGCCGUUCUGUCACAGACCAAACAAAUUGAUGACUUCAUCGCCACGGGAAGGGAACACUCUAGAGUCGCGUUCGAUUACCUAAAUGAACCGGAAAAUUCGCUACCCCGAGCAGGAGCUAUAGCACUGGGUGCUGCUUCGGGUUUCGUUAUUGGAUUAAGACAUGGCUUCAUUCGUCGUCUACUGUACACAACCAUUGGUGGCGGUGCUCUGGCUUCGAUAUGCUAUCCGAAAGAGGCAGAAAUUUAUGCUCAAAAAGGUUUAGCUGAGGCAAAAACUUGGACGACCAUUGGUGUUAAUUUCAUUUACGGUGUCAAACCGGGUGAGGAGGCCAAAUUGCCGGCGAUUCCAUCAAAUUUCUCCGAAUUAAUGUCAUCGGUCAGUGGCUUAUUCGGGUCCAAUUCUGACGAUAAAAAAUCAACCAAAUAGAAAUGAUCACCAAAAUGAUGUUGUAUUAAAAGAGGAUUUAGUUGAAGCAA
Messenger RNA from Bradysia coprophila, 845 nucleotides. It is a transcript of the gene Mic26-27, whose product is annotated as MICOS complex subunit 26/27. The record is from RefSeq and is a predicted model, not a curated record. Gene Ontology annotation, cellular component: MICOS complex. Gene Ontology annotation, biological process: cristae formation. NCBI's taxonomy places the organism in Eukaryota, Metazoa, Arthropoda, Insecta, Diptera, Sciaridae.